Messenger RNA from Caenorhabditis remanei, 888 nucleotides. RefSeq lists its product as uncharacterized. The transcript has 3 exons. The record is from RefSeq and is a predicted model, not a curated record. NCBI's taxonomy places the organism in Eukaryota, Metazoa, Nematoda, Chromadorea, Rhabditida, Rhabditidae. Gene Ontology annotation, biological process: embryo development. Bases 1 to 888 code for a protein of 295 amino acids.
AUGGGAUACCACUCGAGCAAAACCUCUGUUUGCAUUGGAAUGACAAUGAGCAAUGGACAAGGACAAAACUUUGUUAAUAUGAAUUCUCAACCAGUAUCCGAUCCUCAGCCGACUCAGAUGUUCAAAUGUGUAGUUUCGGGAACUCCAUUAUUUUUCAGUGUACAACGGCAGUUUCAAUAUUAUUUUUAUACGAUUGCAUUUGACACAACUACUGCUGAUUUGAUAGUUGAAUCAAUCCAUCGUCAUCUAAAUCUCUUGUUUUUCGAAGCUAAUAAUGAACACAUGGUUACUGUGACCAUGAGUAAAAACUUGAUUUGCCUUCCAAAACUGUCAAAUAUCAAAAGAAGCAGCAUAUCAGGGUCCCCGGUCACAGCAGAUAUUUUGGAAAUGUUAAUCUCUAAAUCUUAUGACCAAAUGAGCUUGAUUAUGUUUACUUCAAUAAGUGGAGAACUCAAAAAAGACUCGAAACUCUUCCAAGUUCCAUAUUUAACACUGUACCACACGUAUAACUUGACAGCAGUGUUACUAACUUAUUUCAAUGGAAGCAGUGGCUUUUUCGGCAGAGCCUUAUUUACUAAUACUGAUGUCAUUCGAUUUCUAAAGAUGUGGGAAACAGGUGAAUCAUUUGUGAAGUUGCGAGCUCUCGUUGUUGGUAUGGAUUAUGGAAAUCAGUUGAAUGAAGUAGAAAUAUUGAGGGAAUUUUGUGCAAAACCAUGGGACAACACGCAGAAAACAAGGAAGGCGCAAUGGAAUGAUGAAAGAAUAAAUAUAUUGAAACCGGAAGCUGGUCAAAUCUUCGAUGGAUGGGAAAUCACAACAAAAGCUGGAAACAAAACUGCAUCGAUCGAAAUAAGGGCAUCUAGUUUUAGAUUUCUUACGUGGAUUUAA